Linepithema humile (Argentine ant) is the source of this 1059-nucleotide messenger RNA. The record is from RefSeq and is a predicted model, not a curated record. Lineage: Eukaryota; Metazoa; Arthropoda; Insecta; Hymenoptera; Formicidae.
AUGCAAGAACCCUGGGUAAUCCGAGGUUGCAUCAGGGGUUUGGCGGCCUGCGGUAGGCUCUUUAGGGCUCCAUCAGUGGACCGGCCCAGGGCCUGCGUGGCCGUCAAGGGCAUGGAAGCCCAGCUGAUACCUCACCUGUGUUCCAGGGACGUUGCGGCUGUAGAAGUGAAUUUCACUGAUCACUCCGGUGACAGGAAGAAAAUGGUUAUUUGCUCGGCCUACUUCUCUCAUGACGAGGGGGAGGCGGUGCCGCCUGUACCGGUGAUAAAACUGGCAGAAUACUGCCAGGAGAAACGGCUUCCUUUGAUCAUGGGAUGUGACGCUAACGCGCAUCACACCGUGUGGGGAAGCUCGGACACCAAUGAUAGAGGGAGGAAAGUGUUGGAGUUUCUAGCUACUACGGAUCUGGAGAUCCUCAACACAGGAGAUGAGCCCACCUUCUGCACUAUAGCGAGAAGAGAAGUGCUCGACAUCACUGUCUGUUCCAGGCAGUUGAGGCAGAUCUCCUUCAGGAUAGCUAAGGCUAGGGGGAAGGAGGUCAAAUUCAGAAAUCCGAGGAAAACCAAGUGGGACUCCUAUAGGAAAGACCUAGCCAACAGUCUCAAAGGCUUCCCUAAGAGGCACGGGACAGAGGACGAACUGGAGACCUGUGUGGACUACUUGCAGAGGUCUCUGGUAAACUGCUACGAAAGUAACUGCCCCGAAAAGGCGGUUACAAAUAGUAGAGGAACUUCCUGGUGGACCACUGGACUGCAGGGUCUCAGAGUGGCGGCUCACAGGGCCUGGAAUAGAGCUAGGAACACGGGCCGCCAAUCCGACUGGGAGCUCUCUAGGAGGGCACAGAAGGAAUAUAGAGACUUUGUGGUUAGGGCGAAACAGGAAAGCUGGAGGAAGUUUUGCGAGGAAGUGGAGGGAAUGCCCGAAACGGCAAGAAUCUGCAGGAUCCUCGCUAGGAACCCGGAUGUGACCCUGGAAGCCAUCGCACUCUCUGAUGGGACGGUGGUGACUGGAGAGCAAUGUCUGGAGCAUCUACUGGAAGUGAGCUUUUCGGGCUUCUAG